This is a messenger RNA of Phlebotomus papatasi, 2315 nucleotides long. Its product is annotated as phospholipase B1, membrane-associated-like. The transcript has 7 exons. Gene Ontology annotation, molecular function: glycerophospholipase activity. The record is from RefSeq and is a predicted model, not a curated record. Gene Ontology annotation, biological process: phospholipid metabolic process. Bases 911 to 2158 code for a protein of 415 amino acids. Lineage: Eukaryota; Metazoa; Arthropoda; Insecta; Diptera; Psychodidae.
CCUGACCACGAGCCAUGGAGAUCUUACCAGUACCACCAGGUUACCUUUCGUGAAAUCUCAGUCUCGGUGUGAAUCUUGAAGCGUGAUGUUCGUUCUUCCAUCGCGUGCAAUUAACCAAAAACCCCAUUCAAUUGCAUUGUACCACGUGAAGUCACUCAAGAGAAUAAUUUCAAAAUCAAGGUGAAUUUAGCUUCAUUUAUCGAUUUGUUGCUUUAGCAAUGUGUGUCAAUUUCUGGGGAAGUUUAUAGUUCCCAAUUUAUUAUUUUCCGAUGCUUUUACUGCAAGUAUUCUCUUUGUAUUUCCAAAGAACCUUCGCGAGUUUUUUAGCGUUUUUUUUUUUUAAUAUUUUUUGAGUGUUGGAGGAAAAAACGAAGCCGCGAAAAUAUUAAAACACUCCACUUGGUGGUUUGAUUAUAUAACAUUGUGUCUCUCGAAGCCAAUAUAUUGAGACCUCAGAGACAGACACUGCAAAUUUUGUCCAGACUGUCGUACUUUGACGAGCUUCUUCCUCACGAACUGUCCAACUGAAGCACGCGUUUCUCAAUAGUUCACUUCAGGGUAAAAAUUUGUGGUGUUUUUUCUGUGUUUAAAUUUUGUUUAAGAUCAAAUCUUCAGUAUUUGACCACUUGAAGACAUUUCGGCAAAAUUUAUGUGCCUAAAGAAGUGGAUAAAAUGUGAUUGUAAAGUGGGAAGUCUGUGGUAACUUAAGAGUUGCAUGGACUCGAGGCAAAAAGUGGAUUAUAUUGUCUUGGAAACCUCGAAAGAUUGAGUGCACUGGAAGAGAGAUUUUAAUUUACGGAUUUCAAUAAGUUUUAAACAUAUUUUCGUGUGAUGACAAAGUUCAGCGUGUGGAGUAAUCUGUGAUGUGCCUCAAACUGUGAGAUGAAGGAAGUGACUCGUGGGAUUUAAAAUGUGCCAGAGGAAGAAAAUGACAAAGAACUCCCUCGAAAUAGUCUUCUUUGCCAUAUUUUUCAUGCAAACUUUCGCUUGUGGCGAGAGUCGGAUAAUAACAGGCUCCUCGCCACUUGAUAAUCUCAUCAUCCGACCACUAUUUCACUCCUUUCGCAACAUGACCUUCCGCCUGGUUGGACAGACUGGCCUCAGAAAUACCGGAAGAUAUCUCCAGCAGCCACUAACGAAAUUUCCCUGCGACACCACAUUCGGACGUAGCGGAAAACCACCUACAAGUGUUCACAAACUUAGACCAGGGGACAUUGACAUUAUCGCAGCCAUGGGGGACUCACUGACGGCCGCCACAGGCGCCACAUCCACCAGCUUCAUGGAUCUCUUUAUGGAAAACCGUGGCCUGGCGUGGUGCAUAGGUGGCCAGUGGAAUUGGCAUAAUUCCACCACACUCCCCAAUAUCCUGCGUGCCUUCAAUCCCAACCUCUUUGGCUACUCCAUCGGGGACUCUUACCCAUUCCAUCGGGCCUCGCAGUUCAACGUGGCGGAAAUUGGGGCUGUUUCUGCGGAUUUGCCCUAUAUGGCCAGGACCCUUAUUCGCCGGAUAAAGUCCGAUAAGCGGGUGAACUUCAAGAAGCAUUGGAAAAUGCUCACAAUUAGUAUAGGUGGCAAUGAUAUUUGCUCUUUUGUAUGUACAUGGGAUGAUCCAGAGUCCCUUCCAAGGAAACAUCGGGUGAGCCUACUAAAAACCCUGCGGUACAUCCGUGACAAUAUGCCAAGAACAUUUGUGAAUAUUGUUUCCGUUCCAUCAGUGGACAAAGUUGUGGGAUUGAAGCCCAAGCCUGAACAGUGUCGUCUGAUGCAUCACAUUGAGUGCUCAUGCUGGGAGGGUAGACUGUACAAUCAGACAGACCAACUCCGUCGGAGACUACACAAUAUUCAGCAGGAGUUUAUUAAAGCCGAAGCUGAAGUUGCCCAAUAUGAUGAAUUUAAGGGAUUGCAGGAGUUUGCCGUUGUCUACCAACCAUUUAGUCUCAAUCUCUCAAUAAAGACAAAGGAUGAGAAAACUGACUACUCCCUCCUGGCAUUCGAUUGCUUUCACAUGAGUCAGAAAGCUCACGCAUGGGCAGGAACAUCCCUGUGGAACAACAUCAUGGAGCCAAUUCCGGAUAAAGCCGUCUCGUGGGAUUCUCCGUCUGUGAGAUUUAAAUGUCCAACCAAAGAAUUUCCCUAUAUUAGGACACAUGACAACUGAUAUUUCGUCACAGGAUGGACGAAAGGAGUGUUUAGAUCUUAAGGAUUUCCCUAAGUCUGGGUGGGAAUCGUGUUAAUUUAUUUAUGUGUUUUUUUUUUUUUUUGUAAAUGUAUGUGACUCUGAGGGGAGUAUUUUACAAGAAAGUGCAUUGAAAGAA